AUGAGGAGGUUAAGAGGAAUCAAAAUCAGAAGACCGAUUCAACUAAUCUCAAGAUGGAUCCUUCGGAAAACCCGUAUCCACCGUUCGAGAUAUACCCGUUUAAGCCCGGGCCGACCGGUUUGUAAACCGAGAGCCAUCACAAAACUCAUAAGCUGGGGUCGGAGUCUCACAUCACACGGCGCCAGACUUCUCGGGUCUAAAAGAUCAAGUUCCGGAUACAUACCAAUUGGACAGGAUCCGAUUCGAGAAAAACCCAACCCGGUUCCGAAAGGUCACUCGGCGGUUUACGUCGGCAGAAAAGACGGAGACUUUCACAGAGUUUUGGUGCCCAUCGUUUACUUUAACCAUCCUCUGUUCGGUGAGCUUCUGAGAGAGGCAGAAGAAGAGUUUGGGUUUUGUCAAGAAGGUGGAAUCACUAUCCCUUGUCCUUAUUCGGAUUUUAAAAGGGUCCAGACCCGAAUUGAAUCUGGUUCGGGUUUCGGUAAACUUCCCUGGAGCCGGAGCCGGAGCCGGCAAUAA
Messenger RNA from Microthlaspi erraticum, 519 nucleotides. NCBI's taxonomy places the organism in Eukaryota, Viridiplantae, Streptophyta, Magnoliopsida, Brassicales, Brassicaceae. The record is from the annotation of a GenBank genome assembly.